GAACAAAACAACAACAAAAAAGGAAAAAAAAUACAUACAUAAAUAAGAAAGUAAAACAAUUUGAACAUGAGAGACAGAUGGAACGAUGAACGAGAGGAGGAGGAUGACGUUGAAGAGAGGAAAUUCCAUUCCAAUUCCAGUUCACAUCUGAAUGGACGAGGAGGAGGAGGAGGACCAGGAGGCAGUAAGGAGCGUCAUUAUUGUGAGCUGGAUGAGAAUGGUGAGAUGAUAUGUCGUCAAUUGACACCGUACGAGUGCAAGCUUGAGGAUGAUGUCGAGCAACUGCAGGAUGCCCUCUUCCGUAUCACAUCACAUUAUGCCAAAAUUCAGUUUCGUUUGCGUCAAAUAGCCACCGCCUCGGGCUGUGAGAGAAUGUGUCUGCUGAAGGAACUGGAGCGAAUGACUAGCCAGGACUUGGACAAUGCUAAGCAACUGGAGAUUGAUAGUGAAUUGCCAAGCCUUGCGAGUGACUCUCAAAGUUUGGGUAAUGUGCGAGUAAAACAGCACAAGAUACUAACACAGUUGCGCGGCAGGCUCCAGAAUCUGGCGGAUGCCGCUGGAGCCUGUUUCCAAACGGAAACCGGUGGUUGCUAUAAUCUCAGUCGCUGUGUCUGCCAAAGCAAGAUCAAGCAAGGAGUGAAAUUGCCCAUUUUCGAUGACGAUGGGAAUGUGAUUGACUCACAUGACCAGGGUUGUCAUUGCUGUCGUUGUCAGGCUCGUUUGGAUCAGCAGGGUAAGGGUUUGCCAGAAGGUGCCAAAGAAAAUGGAGCUUCUUCUACUGCUUUACCCUCUGGACGGCGAUAUCUAUCCGAAACUUGGUCAGACACAGACUAUGGCAUGGUCGAUAUGGAUGAAAUGAAAUCCAAAUCAGCGAAGAAGAAAAAAUCUAAAACAGGUAAGAAAAAGAGCUCAAGUCGAUCCAGAAAACAAUCAGUCCAACAGCAUUAUGAUUAUCAAGAUUCGGGUAGCGCUGGUGAUCAGAAAAAUCGAAAAUAUUCUUCAGAGGAUAAUGCUGGUGAUCGUUAUGCCCCAUCGAAUAGGCGAUCCCGCGCCAAGAGUCCAAGUAAACUACGUCAAACCAGAGUCUGUUCGACCAACACCAGAAGUCCCGAACGCAUGCCACCACACACUGGAAGUCGUUUGUCCAGCCGGGCUCCUAGCCAGACUCCAUCUCCUCCCAAGAACUCGAAUGCUAGUUCGCCCAAACGUCUCACUGGUCAGGCAUCUCUAAUGGGUAGCAAUCACUCUGGACUACGUCAAUCGCAAUUGCUGCCAAACUACUCAAAAAGUGAACCCUUGCGCCGAAGUACGCCAAGUCAGCGUCCUUCAGGUGAAACCCGGGUUCGUUGUACAGCAGUUUGUCGCACCAAUCGCCUCUGUCAGAAGCCAAAGGAAAACCAACAGAUAGCAGAUAGUAGUGGAGAAGGCCAACCACGACGACGACGACGAACCUAUUAUCGCUCUGAAUCUGAUGCAGACACUGAUCGAACGGAAUACAUGCGGCGUUCUCCUUACGAUCGAAGAUCGGAGAAUGAGAAAAAACAAAUCAUCGGGGAUAAUUCUCGACUUCAGGCAUGGGCUAAAACAAACAACAACAAUUCUUCCAAUCAAGGCAAUACGGCAGAAACUGAUAAAUCACCGCAUAAAUCUCAUGGCAUAGCUUGUACCUGUUGCUCGUGUAGUCGACGUAUGACCCAGGAUUUUGGUAUAAUCCCUCCGGAACGACCAAGUACUAGUUCUAGCAAUAAUAGAGCCGACAAUAAUUCUCCCAAUCAGAAUAAGCCAGUUAUAGUUGUUAAAUCGUCUGUAUGGGAUGAUUUGAACAAGAACCAAAAGGAUAAAUAAUAUAGGCAAAAAGGAUGUGUGAAUUGAAAUUUUAAUUUAUCAUAAAGCACAGUCAACAGCAACAGCAGACGAACAAACAAAAGUUUUGCCCAACUGUGUGAGUGCUUUGUGUUAAGUUUUAAAAUCUCAAUUCUGGCAAAAAAAAAAAAAAAAAAAACACAAAAAAACCACACACAAAAAAACAACGAAAGCUGAGAUUUCUAUAUAUGUAUGUAUAUAUAUUUUUGAUAUAGAUUAAAUGUUCUCUUUGAGCCCUUUU
This is a messenger RNA of Drosophila willistoni, 2104 nucleotides long. RefSeq names its product serine/arginine repetitive matrix protein 2. The transcript has a single exon. NCBI's taxonomy places the organism in Eukaryota, Metazoa, Arthropoda, Insecta, Diptera, Drosophilidae. The coding region runs from base 67 to 1845 and encodes 592 amino acids. The record is from RefSeq and is a predicted model, not a curated record.